Molecule: messenger RNA, 1623 nt
Organism: Brenthis ino (lesser marbled fritillary)
Lineage: Eukaryota; Metazoa; Arthropoda; Insecta; Lepidoptera; Nymphalidae
Source: the annotation of a GenBank genome assembly
AUGAACUGGUACGGGGGAAGUAUGGCCGAAGCUGUCAGUCUAUCAAAACAGCAGAAUUCUAUAUUUGUAGUUUUCGUGGAAGGUGACAACGACCAAUCUAAGGAGCUUGCUGAAACAAUCGACCACAGUUCUGUACAGGAGCGUCUUGCUAAACGAAAAAACUUCUUAGCGGUGAAGCUCAAGAGCGGUUCUGAGAAUUACACAUUUUUCGCUCAAAUCUAUCAAUUUGUGCCUGUGCCAUCUCUGUUCUUCAUCGGUCGCAACGGUACUCCACUGGAAGUGGUAUGUGCCGGGAUAGAUCCUGAGGAACUAGCCACUAGGAUUGAUAGGAUCGCACAGGAGCAUCUCAAAAUCAAGACUGCAGGUGCAGAAGGUCAAACCCCCAAACCUUCCACGUCAGCCCAAAACCUAAGGGACGAGACGAAUAACUUCAUACAAUCAGAGGCCAACGCGGAGUCGACAUCGGUGAGUGAAGAGAAAACGGAGAAGACAGAGAAAGUGGAGACACCUGUAGAGAAACCAUUGGAGAUUAAGGAGAAUCAACCAGAACCGCCCAAGAGUGUUGCAACCAAGAACGCUCAUGUGGAUGAGGAACCAGAAACUUCAGCCCCCGCAGCUAAGAUACCGAAGACGGAAUAUGAAGUGAUCUGCGAUGGGGAUGUAUGCGUUCGGAGGCCCAAGGACCAGGCGCUGCCCAGCCAGAGCCCUGCGGAGAACAAUGAGCCAGUGCCUGUCAUAGAGAGUGACAUCAGCAUUGAAGAGAAGAUGGAGAGGGCUAAAGAGCUGAUAGAAAUAAGAAGGCGCGAGAAGGAAGCAAAGCUGAAAGAAGAGGAGAAGCAGAAGGAGAAAGAGCGCCGCUCGCAGGGACAGGGCGUCGCCGAGCUGAAGAAGUGGCAGGCCGACCAGGAGCUCAAGCAGAUUCAGGAAGAGAGAAAACGUGAGAAGAUGGAGAAUAACCUCGCCAGGCAGAGAAUCUUGGAGCAGAUAGCCCAAGAUAGGGCGGAGAGGAAGGCACGCGAGCAGCCCCCCGCACCACCUGCCGCGCCGAUCGCACCCCCAACUCCCCCCGCGGUGGGUGACGUCGGCGGGCGCGCGCGCGUACAGUUCAAGCUGCCGGACGGCGCGGCGCACACUGCGCACUUCGCGGCCGACGCGCCUCUCGCCGACGUGCAGCGUUACGUCGCGGACAAUCUGCACCUCCCGAUGGGCUCGUUCUCUCUAUGGACGGCAUUCCCCCGUCGGGAGCUGGACUCGCCGUCUGAGUCGCUGCUGGCGCUGCGCCUUGCGCCUUCAGCCGCGCUGCUGGUGCUGCCGCGCCGCGUGUCGCUCCCUCCCGCUCGCCCUUCGCCCCUCGCUGCACUCACCGCAUUCAUCACCCAACUGUUCACAACGUUCGUCCUGGACCCCUCGUACCAGAUUUACUCGUGGCUGCGUAACCGUAUCUUCCCCACCCCCACGAUCCCCCCCGGCCCUACGACACCUCCCAACCCCCAGGACCCCCAGAAUCCCCAACACCCCCCGGGACAAGGGCUGCGGCGACGCGGCAACAUACACCGACUCACAGGCGAUAGGUCGGGAGAUGAUGAGAAUAACACAUGGAAUGGAAAUUCCACACAACAGAUG